This is a messenger RNA of Habropoda laboriosa, 1275 nucleotides long. Its product is annotated as actin-like protein 6B. The record is from RefSeq and is a predicted model, not a curated record. The transcript has 6 exons. Gene Ontology annotation, biological process: regulation of transcription by RNA polymerase II; nervous system development. The coding region runs from base 16 to 1275 and encodes 419 amino acids. Lineage: Eukaryota; Metazoa; Arthropoda; Insecta; Hymenoptera; Apidae. Gene Ontology annotation, cellular component: NuA4 histone acetyltransferase complex; SWI/SNF complex. Gene Ontology annotation, molecular function: chromatin binding.
UCCUCUCCAGAUACUAUGAGCGGUGGUGUCUACGGCGGAGACGAGGUAGGUGCUAUCAUUUUCGACGUCGGACACCAGAGCCUUCGGGUUGGUUAUGGCGGUGAGGACACGCCGAAAGCUGAAAUUCCGACCACCCUCGGUGUAUGGGAGGACACCGCCGACACCACCGACACCAACCAGACCGCGAAGAAGCAGUACAACAUCGAUGUCACGGCCAUUCAAGUGCGAAAGAAGGAUAUGGAGAUAGUUAGUUUGAUGAAGGAUGGAAUGAUCGAAGACUGGGACAUGUUCGAGCGUCUAACGGAGUACACCUACAAGCAACGUCUGCACGCGUUCCCCGAACACCAUCCUAUUUUGAUGACCGAGUGUCCGUGGAACACCAGACUGAAACGUGAAAAGUUACUAGAGUUGAUGUUCGAGAAAUUCAGCGUACCGGCUAUGUACAUCUGUAAAAACGCGGUUCUGGCGGCUUACGCGAAUGGAAGAUCGACCGCCAUGGUGGUUGACAGCGGAGCGACUCACACGAGCGCGGUUCCGGUGCACGACGGUUAUGUCAUCACGCAGGGAAUCGUGAAAAGUCCGUUGGGCGGUGAUUUUAUCACGAUGCAAUGUAGGCAAUUUUUCGAAGAGAAGGACGUCGAGCUUUUACCUGCCUGUUUGGUCGCCAGUAAAGAUGUGGUUCGCGAGAGAGAUCCACCACGCUGGAUAAGAAGACCAGGUCCCCAGCCAACCUCUUCCUGGUUAAGCUACAUGGUCCGAGAAUUACUGCAAGACUUCCAAAUGAACUGUCUCCAAGUAUCAGACAGUCCGUACGACGAAGACAUAGCGAAUACUCUACCAAUGAAACACUACGAGUUUCCAACUGGGUACAACGACGAUUAUAGUUCGAUCAGACUGAUGAUACCGGAAGCACUGUUCGAUCCGAGCAACGUGAAGGGCGUAGGCGCCAGUAUCCUCGGUGUUGGACCACUCGUCACGACGAGCGUCGGCAUGUGUGACAUGGACAUCAGACCUAGUUUGUACGGAAGCGUGGUGGUUACCGGUGGUAAUUCCUGCCUGCAAGGUUUUAGCGAAAGACUGAACCGUGAUUUAGCCAGUAAAACUCCUCCAAGCAUGAGACUAAAAAUAAUUAGCGCGAACAGCUCAAGUGAGCGUCGCUACGGUGCCUGGAUCGGAGGAUCGAUCCUUAGCUCCCUCGGAUCCUUCCAGCAGAUGUGGUUGUCGCGGCAAGAGUACGAGGAAUCGGGUAAACUGAUUCUGGAGCGAUGCGCGUGA